Molecule: messenger RNA, 2620 nt
Organism: Cajanus cajan (pigeon pea)
Lineage: Eukaryota; Viridiplantae; Streptophyta; Magnoliopsida; Fabales; Fabaceae
Source: RefSeq, a predicted model, not a curated record
GCAGGCUUGGGAGUGAGUGCGAUUAAGAUAACAACAUAUUAGAGAGAGAGUGUGUGUGUGUAAUAUUCUUCUCAAAAGGUUAAAAAAUUCAAAGAUGGUAAAAAAGAAAAGAGGGGAAAAAAAAACUACUUGCAUUAUUACAUCAGCACAAAUUCAAGUGUACUUUAAUUCCUUUCAUGUAAUGUGACCGUUUUAUAAGGAUCCGCUUUUCUCGCUUCUUCACCUGCAUAUAUCCUAUCCCACGAGCCUUUUUAGAUUAUCUUGCCAAGACCUCAAACACUACACAAAAAGUGUGUGCGAGUGUGUGAGUGUCUGAGACUUAUUGUUAUAUAUGUCAUUUUCAUUCUGAUUUUAUCACUUUCACCACCCCUUUAUACAUAUCAUCUUUCUUAUUUCCAAACUUCAGUAUACCAAUUAUGGGCAAGGAGUGGAAUUGGGGUGGAAGGUCCUCCAAGAGAGGUGCACAAGCUGAAACACAAAUCUCUUCUGGUUGCAUGUGUGCACUCUUUCAGGCCUUUGAUUUUCAUCCAUUUCACUUUUCCAUAAACCACCAACAACCCUCUCGCACCUCACAAGACCACACUCUCCCCAAAGUUUUGUAUUCUUCAGGAGUUGAAGCACAAAGGAAUAGCUUGGAAUCAGAAGAUGGUACGCUGUCAUCAAUCUCAAAAGAAGAAAACUUUAAAAUACCUAAGAACAUUCGAAUCAAAACAAGUGCGAGCACAAGAUCAAGAACAGGAAGCUUUAGUGAUCUUUCAUCAGAAAUCAGUGCUUCUCCGGGGACCAAGACACCAACUUUGGUUGCAAGACUAAUGGGUCUUGAUCUUCUUCCGGAUGCACAUUCCUCUUCUUCCCCAACCCUUUCCACUCCAAACCAACAAGGUCAUAGGCCACGCCAACACAUCAAAAUAAUCAAACACAGAAACAGCACAGGCAGUGACAACUUGCCUGAGACUCCUAGAAUGUCCUCUGCCAGAAGAUCAGAUGUUGAGCAUCGACUCUCUCUCCAAAUCAACAAGGAGAACACACUCCCUUGGGAGGAUUUUGAGGCUCCUCGGUUCUCAUUUUCAAAGAGGAAAUACUAUGAUGAGAACAAUAGCAGGAGUCCAAGCCACUACGCCAGGCAAAUUGUGAAACAGGUUAAGGAAAGUGUGAGCAGGAAGGUUGGACUUGACAUCACCAACACUGUCAAGAACAGAGAACAAGGAAGAGAAGAAUUUGUUGGCCAAUUCAAACUGAAGAAACACCCCAAAACAUCAGUGAAUGAAUCCAGCCCUGGAAAACACUCAAACACAUCUUACUCCCCAAGGCUAAGCAGAUUUAUUGAUGCCAAACACAAGCCAAGCACCACCGUUACACAAUCAUCACCAAUUACUCCAAAAAAUCAAAACACACACACAGUGGUGAAACCACCAUCACCUCCACCUGUGGUCAACAUUGAAACGCAGCUUUCAAGAGUUUCUACAAAACCAAAGCCUCAAGCAUUGGCCGAGAACCAAAAAUCAGUCACAAAAUGCAAGAAAAGUACCCCCGGAAAAAUGAGUUCCCGAGUGAACAAACCACCACAGACAUCAAUCAGAAACAAGCAAGAAGAGUCAUUUAUUAUUCGUCCCACAUCAGCCACUAAAGCCAAUGACAUCAAAACCAAAAGCAAGAGAACUCAUCCACUUUCAACCAAUCUUCUUGAUAACCUCAAUACGGUCCCAAAUCUUCUCCCUGUCAAAACAGGCUCUUCUCCUCAAAAACAGUUACAGGUAGGUGAUGCAAUUGCAAAGCGCAGCACACAGUUAUUUAGUUGUUCGCGCCCCACGUACAAGCAGGAAGCGCCACAAACACACCGAACCCGAGGAGGAGCCACCAUCGAUGACGACAAAUCUCACGGCACCUUCGCCGCCACCACCACCGCCGCACACGACCAAGGAGCAGAAUAUCAUUACAUCACAACCAUUCUCACACGUACUACUGGGGCCCAGGCGACGCUACCCCACCUCCAAUUUCAAUGGUUCUCUCCCACCCACCCUUUGGACCCUUCAGUUUUUCACCGUCUUGAGCACUACCCAACACCCAAUUCCUUUGUUUCCUUCCCCGGCGACAACAAAGAUUGCGUCUUUGCGCAGAAACAGCCUCUGGGUCCACGCUGCAACCGCAGAUUGCUCUUCGAUUUGGUCGACGAGUUGCUGUCGGAGAUUCUGGCUCGGCCCAAGCGUUACAGAGGGACGCUGUCGGAGAGCGUGUGGGAGAGGGUUCGGAGGUUCCCACGUGCGAAGUGCGAGGUUUUGGAGGACAUUGACGCGCUGAUAGAGAUGGAGGAGAUGAGGGAGGAAGAGGAAGGGGAGGGGUUGGUGGCGGAGAUUGAAAGGAACAUAGCGGAGACGCUGCUACAUGAAACGUUUACCGUUAUGGUCGCUACGUAGACGAAAAUGGGGGUCACGUGAUCAUGGUCGUGGCUCCCACUACUUUUCACCUCACACGUGCUUUUAUUUUAUAUAACUCGACAUUUUUUCUUUCUUGCACCCUCUCGCUCUUCUAGGUUGUGUAUAUUGUAAAAUUCCUUCCUUCUUAUUCAUAUUAUUAGUGGAUAGCUUCAGGAAAUUUAACAAAGUUAAGGAAUUUUGCUUUA